AUGACGAUGGUCCUGGAGAACCAGAACCGCCAGUAUGGCGGAAUGGGUUUUGAUCAUGUCUAUCCACAUAGUGUGCCUCACACUCAGCCACACUUUACAGAUCCCUGGACAGCCGCUCACACCACUUCUCACUCGACUCCUUCGGUCUAUGCGACGUCCAUGGGCAGCACCCAAAUUGGCCUGGCCCAUAUCAAGGAGGAGGCCGCUCGUCCUUCCACCAUCCCCAUGCCAUACUCCAGUAUCCCGGUUUCUGCGCCGUCAAUGGUGGCCGCUAGCAACUAUUCCACCACAACCUCCACAAGCUACCCCCCUCCGGAAAUGAUGGGUCUCUCUCACGAUAUCCCUCGUACCACCUUCGAACAGGCUCCCGCUUAUACCACUGCUCCCGCCAUGAGCACCUUCGCCCCCGCGAACUAUGCGCCGCUCAGCUAUGCACCCACAGUCCACCAGGAUAACCGCAGAAUACCCCAUGCUGAUGCUGCUCGUGUUGGUCAAUCGCAAGCUCCCCCAGGCCCAACUUUCGGUGACGCUCUUGAUGCCAGUCGUGGAAUGGUGGCGCUUAGCCAGGACUUGACCCCUCGCAAUGUUUAUGCCCCUCGAGCUUCGCGAGGCUCUGGCGACUCUUACGGAUUUCCUCUGGCACAUUCUUCCGGAUCCUCGAUUUCGUCUGGGGGAUCUUACCCUUACUACAGCGCAUCCGUGGCGUCCGUGGAGUCAUCCGUAACGGACUACAGCUCUACCACUUCGGAAUCUUAUGACAACGGCCAUCUUUCGCGAACCCUGCCCCGCCCAUCGAACCUGUUGACUGGUAGUGCUCCUCCAGGUCCUCAGUCCAUGAUGAGCCAAUUCAGUUCCAAAAUGCCGUCCAACACCCAGAAGAAGCACAAGUGCAAGGUGUGCGAUAAACGAUUUACCCGACCAUCAUCGUUGCAGACCCAUAUGUACAGUCACACUGGAGAGAAGCCAUUUGCAUGUGACGUGGAAGGCUGUGGCCGACACUUUUCCGUGGUUUCCAACCUGCGUCGACACAAGAAAGUCCACAAGGGCGACAAGGAAGGCGUUUCAGGCGAGGAUGAAGAGUAA
Aspergillus ochraceoroseus IBT 24754 is the source of this 1083-nucleotide messenger RNA. RefSeq names its product C2H2-type zinc finger protein. Gene Ontology annotation, cellular component: nucleus. The record is from RefSeq and is a predicted model, not a curated record. Gene Ontology annotation, biological process: regulation of transcription by RNA polymerase II. Lineage: Eukaryota; Fungi; Ascomycota; Eurotiomycetes; Eurotiales; Aspergillaceae. The transcript is spliced from 3 exons. Gene Ontology annotation, molecular function: RNA polymerase II cis-regulatory region sequence-specific DNA binding; DNA-binding transcription factor activity, RNA polymerase II-specific. The coding region runs from base 1 to 1083 and encodes 360 amino acids.